Cladophialophora psammophila CBS 110553 is the source of this 228-nucleotide messenger RNA. RefSeq lists its product as uncharacterized. NCBI's taxonomy places the organism in Eukaryota, Fungi, Ascomycota, Eurotiomycetes, Chaetothyriales, Herpotrichiellaceae. Bases 1 to 228 code for a protein of 75 amino acids. The record is from RefSeq and is a predicted model, not a curated record. The transcript has a single exon.
AUGGAAUCUGGGGACAAAGCAGCCAAUACAGCAGGCUCAUCUAAAAAGAAAGAAACAUUGGAAAAACUCAAGAAAUCACACAAGAGCAUGGCAGAAGCAGAUGAGGAAAUGCGGCAGGCUAUGGAGAAUCUUGCAGGAGAUGGGGGAGAAGCUGGACUUGAGCUUGAAGACGGCAAGCCCGUUGCCAUGAAGAGGGGUGUUCGAGAGAACAUGUUCAGAUACAUCUAA